Messenger RNA from Contarinia nasturtii (swede midge), 822 nucleotides. RefSeq lists its product as uncharacterized. The transcript has 5 exons. Lineage: Eukaryota; Metazoa; Arthropoda; Insecta; Diptera; Cecidomyiidae. The record is from RefSeq and is a predicted model, not a curated record. The coding region runs from base 135 to 581 and encodes 148 amino acids.
UUAUAUUUUAGAGUUUGUAGUUUGAUUUAGUUGACUUGUGUGCAUCGAUUGAAAUAUAUGUACAUUUUAUUGAAAUUUUCAAAUCGAUUUUUUAACAAAAACUUUCUUGGAUUAUUUUAUCGUUUUUUUAAACCAUGAAAUAUCAUCAUUUGACGGCGAUUUAUGUGUUAUUUGGCGUGACAUUGUUUGUGCAUCAGAUUCAUGCGAAAAAUACGGGAGAAAAUGUAAAAGAACCAAAUACACAGGUAGUGCCAUCGGUGCCAAGUCUUCCAACUGGCCAAAUAAAUGGAAACACAGUCGACUGUGUUAAUUCAAAGUUCUUCAAAAUUCAACGUGAAAAUCCACAAUUAGGACCAUGGCUGACGGAUGUUCAACGAACUGUUGAGAAUUUGUUUGCCGUUCGAAAAAAAUGCGAAACACAAACAAAAAGCCGUCAAAGUGAAUGUAUUUCGGCAUGGAAUCGUGCAGCUGGUGUGCAGUUUCUACGGCUGGGAUUGUCUCUGUUUGAACAAGAUAACCCCAAAGGAAAUCAACUAGAGAUUUUAAAUGUUUUUACAACAGAAUUUCAAGGUUGCUGGUAAACAUCUGUGACUGAACAACAACAAUAUUUGAACAUUCGUAGAAAGUUUGGACAAUAUUUUUUAUUAAAGCAACUCGAAAGUUAAUAUUCGUAAUUUAGAAAUCAUAUAAGAAACGUGAAGCAAAGCUUCAAUUUGGAUAUUUCAAUGAACGCUUUCGUACUUUAAGUCAGAAUAAUAAGUCGAUAAUUUUUCUUUAAAAAAAAAACGAAUAAAUAAACAUUUUGCUCUUACUCAUUUUAAA